Messenger RNA from Cuscuta epithymum, 2260 nucleotides. NCBI's taxonomy places the organism in Eukaryota, Viridiplantae, Streptophyta, Magnoliopsida, Solanales, Convolvulaceae. The record is from the annotation of a GenBank genome assembly.
AGAUUUCUUAGCUUUUCUCUAUGGGAGAUCUAACCAUUCUUUCGGAAAGGAGAAAUCACGUCGAUACUUAAAUUGCCUACCAUUUGGGGGCAGGAAUCUGCGACUGGGCAUGGUCUUCUCCUUCAUCUCCGCAAAUGCAAGAGAUUGGGGACGAUUCCAGCAAAGGCAUGAGGACCUCUGUUAUUCCUUUAGGGGGCGAAAUAGGUGUUCCCAUGUUCCUUUUAAAGAAACGUGGAACCAAAAUACAUACUCCGUAUAUCUAAAAUUCAACAAGGUGGGAAUCAAUAAAGAUGAGAGCUUCUCUUCGCUCAACACUGCACAAGAGAAGCGGCUUUGGACCCUACGAUUACCCCAAAUGUUCCCAUCUACGCCGGAAUCACACCGACCUGCUCCGAUCGUUUCCAUGUUGUGGCGUUUCUAUGGUACGUAUGUUAUCAUUCCAUAUGGUCAUAUUGGCUAACAAUGGCUGAAGGGUUUGAUGAUCAGAUAACGGCUUUUGGCAGUUGGAGUUGUUGACUGCAAGAGGUUUAGAUAUAGAGAAUGAAGUGUGAUGCUGAUUAUUAUAUAGGUUAUAGCGAUUUUGCACUACUACUUCGAGAUAAGCUUUCUAAAGACCACUUUUGAAAAUACUUUCAUUCUCUUGAGCCAGAAAUGUUUUCUGCGUAUUUCAUUAGCAGUUUGUUUUAUUAUUACAGUCCAUAGAGGAAAACAAAUGAUUCAAUGAGAUUUCAGUUACUCCCUAUUUGUUAAUGUGUAUAGUGUAUAGAGAGAUCCUAUUAAAAUCUCUUGAGCCCUUUUAUAUAUAUUACUCCGUAGAUUUUUCCUUCCAUAUUGUUUAGUUGUUAAAACUAAUUUUAACUUAUAAACACAGUUUACAACUAGAGUUGGGAACAUAACAAAUAGGAAAAGGCCAACAUUCCAGACAUAGAAUAAUGUCAAUUUUCAAAAAAUGCAUAUAAUGAUUCAACUAAAGUGACAUCUUAUUUUAACCUUUUUAAGGAUUCAAUCAAAUCUUAGGGGAUUAGGAUUUAGGAGUAUUAGUAAUUAAUAUAAUAGCUUGCUCUGUUUUUAUAACUUUCUCUAUAUGCAGAUCCUUUGUCCUCAUGACAUGGCUGCAUGGUUUCAUUUUUGGUGUGUGUUUCUAGCUACAUGAGUAUUUAUUUCCAAAGGAUUAAGCUUCCAUAUUAGACUUUAACAUUACUAUUUUCUAUGGCGAUGGUGAAUCCACACGAGCACAACCAUGGUCGUUUUAACUCCCAGGAAACCAAAAUUCUUAUAAAAAUAGAAGUACAGGAUACAGUUAAAGAUCACUUAGUCGAACUAUGUCUAAAUGUUCUAAUGGUCGGAAGAAGAAAGAUAAAAGCUGAAAAUAAGCCAACUUAUUUCUAUAUAAAGGAAUUGAAGUAAGGUUCUUGAAAAUGUAUUUAAUGAAGCAUUAUGAAUAUAUUCACUUUUGGAACCUGGGAAUUCUUUCUGGUUUCUCCAAGUCCAUUUGAAUUAUCUUGAUAUCCACCCGAGAUUAGCAUUUUGUAUUUAUGGCCAUUUUGGUCGUGAAUUCAUCAAAAAUGAUUUCUCUAAGCUUUAUUGAUAUAUGCGUAAGUUGAAGUGUGUUCUUUGAAUAUGGUCAAAACUAACAAUCCAUUAGCUAUUAUCUAGGUAAUUAGAUUCUCUCUACAUGUUUUGUAAUUAGAUGGUUAAACUUUGGUUUUCUGUUCAGGUCCUCUUUUCUUCUGUUCAGAUUGGAUCGUUCCGGCUAAAGGGCCGAUUUUUAAAUUAACGAGUUCUAGAUUAUAUGGAUUAUGGAUGAUGUUCAAGGAGUUCAUUAACACCAGUAGGUUUGAUUACUUCAAAGAGAGAGAAAACAACACAUGUGGGUCUAUUUUGGAAUUGGAAGCCCAACCCCCAACUUUAACUUUGUUGAAGAAACUAGAUUGGAUCAAGAAGGAGCUUCUGAAACGGUUUGGGGCAAUAAUAUAAUGCUACUGUAAUAUGCUUCCAGGCUUGGGGCGGAAAUGGAAAGGGCACCGCAUCUGGUGUCUAUGGUACCUUAAGAACUAAACACUAGCAAAUUAUUUAUGAAUUUCAUUUGGAAGAGGUAUAUUCCUCCUACAUUUUCUUUCGUUGUUUGGCUUUGCUUCAAAUGUAGGUUGUCCACCGCGAAUACAUUAUGGUUCUUAGAUGUUGAUAAGAUCUACUUCUGUCACAUUGAUAUAGAAUCCUCUGAGCACCUAUUUUUCUCUUGCCCCGAUAUGGGUUGUGU